AGCGACUCAAGUUGCGACUGCUGUGCUGUUUGUACAUUAAUCCUACAUGGAUGAUGUCGUUCACAACAACACAAGCAGAUGAGAUGUGUUGUGGAUUAUGGAUUUUCCAACUUUAACUUCGUAGUUUAGUCGCUAUUUCAAAUGGGCGCCUCAAGGACGGGACGGUUGCAUGUUUCACAGUAAUAGUCGUUGUGACGUGUAGAGGACGAGGAAGUUUAUUACCAUUGUGGGGGAGUUUUCUGUGUCUACGUACCUUGGACACAUCCGUACACCCACCGGAGUGACGCCACGCUCUCUCCGCCGUGUGUUUGAGGAGCCUGCAAAAGACUUGCACAUACAUGUAACAAUCUUGUUCAAUCAACAAUACGGUUUGGUAUAAACCUAAAAAAAACAAAAGACAAUACAACCAUAAAGGAAAAAGUUGGCUUUUGCGCCACUAGCUUAAUGCUAACCUACAAUGGACGACCACAUUGAUAGGCUAACAAAAAUUAGCAUUGCGAUCGUUUUAAAUUUGUACAAAGGUUUAACAAGUAAUAUUUUAGUUUAACAAAAGUGACAUAAGACAACAGUCAACAGAUGAAUUGUUCUUCCAUCCAUCCAUCUAUUUUCCAUCCGGGGGUCGCUGGAGCCUAUCUCAGCUGCAAUCAGGCAGGAGGUUGUCACGUUCGGAACACAUUGUGAUGCGUGGGGAUGUCAACUCAAGAUGCACGGGACCAGACAAGCAAGUUAGCAGAUGUCGAAGAACAUCUUUUUCGUGAGCAGGAAGAGGAACCACAUCCCCCCCACAUUAAAGAGGAAGUUGAGACGCCACAGACCCAUAAUGUUAAACUGACCCUUCACAUUAAAGGGCAAGCGGAGGACCCACUGAUCUUACACAUCAAAAAGGAAGGGGAGGAUCCACUGACUCCUCACUUUAAGGAGCAAGAGAACCCACUGACCCCUCACAUUAAAGAGGAAGAGGAGGACCAAGAGGCGCCGCACAUUAGAGAGGAAGAGGAGGAAGAGGGCAUCAGUCAGCCUAAAUGGUUGGAGGAGUUCCCAGUGACUGGUGUCCCUGUGAAGAGUGAAGAUGAUGAGGUGAAAGGUGAAAGUGAGGAGAGGGGAGGGGGGGAGCCUCCAAGCAGCAGCUCAACACAACACAUGACAACAGAAGCUGAUGGAGACCACUGUGGAGGAUCACAAGCAGACAAGCUCUUAGCUCCACUAUCAGAUAGUGAGGACACAACGUCACACUCUCCUGACACUGAUGAUGAAGACUCUAAAGAUGAUAAGACAUGUCACACUGACAACACUCACUUCACUUGUUCUCACUGUCACAAAACCUUUAAAUACCAUAGUUCUCUGAAAUUACACAUAAGAUCACACACUGGAGAAAAACCUUUUUCUUGUUCACUCUGUAGUAAAGGUUUUACACAACGUCAACAUGUGAAAGAACACAUGAGAACACACACUGGAGAAAAACCUUUUUCUUGCUCAGAAUGUGGUAAAGGUUUUGUUCUCAGUGAACAUUUGAAAGUACACAUGAGAACACACACCGGUGAAAAACCUUUUUCCUGUUCAAUCUGUGGUAAAGAUUUUACACAAAGUAAUAAUUUGAAAAGACACAAGAGAACACACACUGGAGAAAAACCUUUUUCCUGUUCGACCUGUGGUAAAGGUUGUACAAGCAGUACAGAUGUGAAAGGACACAUGAGAACACACACUGGUGAAAAACCUUUUUCUUGUUCAAUCUGUGGUAAAGGUUUUACACAAAGUCAGGAUGUGAAAAGACACAUGAGAACACACACUGGUGAAAUAACCUUUUCAUGUUCAACCUGUGGUAAAGGUUUUGCACAAAGUAAUCAUUUGAAAAGACACAAGAGAACACACACUGGAGAAAAACCUUUUUCCUGUUCGACCUGUGGUAAAGGUUUUACAAGAAGUACAGAUGUGAAAGGACACAUGAGAACACACACUGGUGAAAAACCUUUUUCUUGUUCAAUCUGUGGUAAAGGUUUUACAACAUGUACAUAUGUGAAAGUACACAUGAGAACACACACUGGUGAAUAAUCACAUUCCUGUUGAAUCUGCAACAGAAGCUUUGGUGAACGAUCAAGCCUUGUAGCACACAUGAGAAGACACCCAGGAGAGAAAGUGUUGAGUUGCAGUGUGUGUGGUGAAAGAUUGUCUUCUAAGUAGCAGUGUAAGAAACACAAGUGUGCUGGUGAGAACAGCAGCAGCAAAUGAAACUGCAGGAUUUGAAAUAAACUGUCCAGGCUUUCAUUUUGACUUUCUAACAACAUCAGCACAUAUAACAUGUGUGACAUUGUUGUUUGUCUAACAAUCUGUUUAAUAUGCUUCUACAUUUAUAGAUUGGAUAGUUUGAAAUAUUGAAGUGUGACAUAUAUGUAUUUGUAAUUAUUAAUCAUCCUAUAGAUUAUCACCUUUAUAUGACAUACAUAUUUACUGGUUCACAUCUGAAACAUCUUCUGGACCACUUCAGGAAGCAUAUUAUUAUUUACUUUAUACAUCAUUUGAACAGUUGUCUUUUAUACAAUUUUAAAAUGUGUGACUUUAUGAAUCAUUUGUUGGGUCUCUAUAAUCCAUUUUAUUAAUCAUCUUUACUACUCUCUUUUGUAAUAUGAUGAUUGUGUUGUGAUUUUUUUAUACUUUAACUUAAUAUGUAUGUACUUGUACGUUUAUGCAAUAAAAAGUGAGAGAAAAUG
This is a messenger RNA of Nerophis ophidion (straightnose pipefish), 2705 nucleotides long. RefSeq names its product zinc finger protein OZF-like. Gene Ontology annotation, biological process: regulation of immune system process; regulation of cytokine production; negative regulation of transcription by RNA polymerase II. The record is from RefSeq and is a predicted model, not a curated record. Gene Ontology annotation, cellular component: nucleus. Gene Ontology annotation, molecular function: RNA polymerase II cis-regulatory region sequence-specific DNA binding; DNA-binding transcription factor activity, RNA polymerase II-specific. Lineage: Eukaryota; Metazoa; Chordata; Actinopteri; Syngnathiformes; Syngnathidae. The transcript has 2 exons. Bases 691 to 2049 code for a protein of 452 amino acids.